This is a messenger RNA of Aspergillus terreus NIH2624, 1404 nucleotides long. RefSeq lists its product as uncharacterized. The record is from RefSeq and is a predicted model, not a curated record. NCBI's taxonomy places the organism in Eukaryota, Fungi, Ascomycota, Eurotiomycetes, Eurotiales, Aspergillaceae. The transcript has 4 exons. The coding region runs from base 1 to 1404 and encodes 467 amino acids.
AUGCAGCAUACCGUCACCGAGCGAAGCUCUUCGGACUCCACUGUCUCUUCGCUGAAGAGCCCUCGAACAGCCCGCUUUGCCGAGGCAACGGCGGUGCAUUCACCCACGGAGCCUACCCAAGUGGGACGAUCACCCUUCGCAGACCCUCCCCACAUCCAGGGCCGUCCCGACGUGUCGGACGUGGGCUUUGGGUAUGUGACAGCGAACGAUCCCGCUCAGCAUGUGUCGCAUCACCAACCACCCACGUCGCCGCUCAAGAGCGCGCUCAAAGUCCCCGGGACUCCCGGGCGGACUCUGAACCCUCUCAGCCCGACCUUUCGCGAAGAGUUCUUCGUAGAGAAGGAGGAAAAGGCCGCAGAAAAGAUGAACGAUCAAGACCUGCGGAUCAAACUGCGCGUCCGGGUAGCGAAAAUUUUCCUUCGGUUCGUGAACUUUGGCUGCAGCCUGAUCGUCCUGACUAUCCUGGCGACGACUUUGACUAUCUUCCAUGCCACGAAGUCGCUCCCACCGCGAGGUGGGUUCCCCCCGUGGGCUAAGGGGACAAACCCCUGGCCUCAGUAUCUGCUUCUUGCCGUGGCCUGCCUCUCGUUGGCUGCCUGCUUGUUUGUGUUCUGGGGGUACUACAAAGGGGGCCACAAGCGCGCGGAAAAAGUCGCCGUCUACUAUUCUGUUUUCUCUGUGUGCUCCUUCGCCUUCAGUCUGAUCAUAUGGGUGGUCGCCGCCGCAGUCUACCAGAACAGCAAGUCGACGGGUAAUGGCCAGGACCUCUGGGGCUGGUCAUGCAAGAAGAACACCAGAGAGCAGUACUUCCACAAUGACAUCGACUAUGCCCUUUUGUGUCGUCUACAGGACUGGGGCUUGGUGUGCGCCAUCAUCGAAGUCGUCAUCGAGGUUCUGGUCAUCCUGAUCUACGCCGUGGUCUUCUACCGCUUCUGGACGAAGAGACGCCUGGCCAAGUCCAUGGACCGCCGCGACAAGGCUCGCUCGGACCUGUACCUAGCCCAACUCCGUCUCCAGUCUGCGCCCAACACGCCUGGAUUCCCCAAGACGCCAUUCUCGCCCGCCCCGGCGCCCCGCGAUCCCCAUUCCAUGGCGGAGAACGGCGAGUCGCCCCAGACUCAAUUCGCCACACCACGCUCCCCCACUCAGCCCCAGCCGGCCUUCCAGCUGCAGCCCCCGCCCAUCCGCGUGCAACAGGCCUCCCCGCGCAUGGAACAGGACGCGUUCCCCGCUCCUGCGUCGACCGCGCCGGCUGUCCCGGCGCCCGCCGUUGCACAGCACAUGGGUGCUGCGCCGGGCGAGCGCACGUACGAGACCGUCCCUAUCCCAACAGCCUACGCGAGUCCGAUGAGUCCUAGCUUCCCCCAGAAUAAUCCUGCCAGCAGCUUUACUACUCCGCAUUGA